This is a messenger RNA of Rhineura floridana, 2052 nucleotides long. RefSeq names its product golgin, RAB6 interacting (gene GORAB). Gene Ontology annotation, biological process: non-motile cilium assembly. The transcript has 5 exons. Lineage: Eukaryota; Metazoa; Chordata; Lepidosauria; Squamata; Rhineuridae. Bases 260 to 1333 code for a protein of 357 amino acids. The record is from RefSeq and is a predicted model, not a curated record.
CCAUCGCUGCCAGCCAGUGCAGAGCUAGAAGAUGGACCAAUACACCUUCCCAUCUUCAUUCUCCGGCGGUGACCCAGGAGAUGGGGGUGACCCCCAGAACCCUGCGAAACGGGCGCCCGCUUGAAGGCCCCUGCGGCUGUCUCCGGUUGCCAUGGCGACGCGCUAGGCCUGCCCGGAGCCGCGGCUUUUCCCAAACGGAGGGGCGGAGUUGGGGGACGUGGCAGCGGAAGCAGGAGCGGGCCAGUGAGUAGAAAACGCCAUGGCCGGGUCCUGGGCUGGCUUCUCCGAGCAGGAGCUUCGGCGACUCCAGGGGCAGAGCAAAGAUGCACCUCGUGGACAGCAGCAUCGGAUGCCUUCAGCAAACAAACACCGUCAACAUCUGCAACGCAAAAAGCCAAUUCAGCAAAUAUGUGAAGAAGUGGAACUGCCUGAUGGAGCAGCCUUGUCGCCACCCUCGGAGCCGAGGCUUUCUGUGCCCAAACUGAAGAGUUCCUCUCCCCAGGCGUGUCUCUCACCAUCCCAGUCUCUGUCCACUGGAGAGCAACAAGAUACCAAAAAGGAACAGGUGCAACCUGGAUUUGAAAAAUCUUGUAAUGGUGAUCCCUCUACAGAGCCAAGUCAUAAACUGGUGAAAAAGAAAAUGGAAUUGCAGGAGAAGACCCGGUGGGAGAUCCUACAACAGGAGCAGAAGCUGAUGGAAGAAAAGAACAAACGCAAGAAAGCUCUCCUGGCUAAAGCGAUAGCUGAGAGAUCCAAAAGAACUCAGGCUGAAACAGUGAAGUUAAAGCGGAUCCAAAACCAGCUCCAAGCUCUGGAUGACAUGGUAUCUGCUGAUAUUGGGAUCCUGAGAAACAGGAUUGACCAGGCCAGCUUGGAUUAUUCAUAUGCUCGGAAGCGUUACGAUAAGGCAGAAACAGAGUAUGUGGCUGCAAAGCUGGAUCUCCAAAAGAAAACAGAAGUCAAAGAACAGCUCACGGAGCACUUGUGCACCAUCAUACAGCAAAACGAGCUCCGCAAAGCCAAGAAACUAGAGGAGUUAAUGCAGCAGCUGGAAGUGGAGGCAGAUGACGAGAAUCUGGAGCUCGAGAUAGAGGUGGAGCGGCUGCUGCAACAGCAGGAGGCAGAAGCUGGAAAGGGGGCGGCUGAGUCGCAGGAGCUUGCUCUUGUUGGUGUGGAGAAUGCAGCUUUCCGGGCUCCUGAUAAAGGACAUGAGACUGAGGGGCACGCAGUUUUAGAAACAUUAGUGGAGCAGUCCACAAGUUCCCAUAUGAAUGGUGAGGGUCAAACGGUAAACUCUGCUUCAGAAGAAAUGGUGGCUCAGAGUGGUACAUGAACACUGAAUCUGGUCAGCUAACCUUUGCCUGGCGCCACUCUCAUAUUUACCCAUAGAGUUUAGAGGCUUAAGAACAUAAGAACAUAAGAAGAGCCUGCUGGAUUAGGACAGUGGCCCAUCUAGUCCAGCAUCCUGUUCUCACAGUGGCCAACCAGGUGCCCGGGGGAAGCCGCAAGCAGGACCCGAGUGCAAGAACACUCUCCCCUCCUGAGGCUUCCGGCAACUGGUUUUGAGAAGCAUGCUGCCUCUGACUAGGGUGGCAGAGCACAGCCAUCAUGGCUAGUAGCCAUUGAUAGCCCUGUCCUCCAUGAAUUUGUCUAAUCUUCUUUUAAAGCCAUCCAAGCUGGUGGCCAUUACUGCAUCUUGUGGGAGCAAAUUCCAUAGUUUAACUAUGCGCUGAAUAAAGAAGUACUUCCUUUUGUCUGUCCUGAAUCUUCCAACAUUCAGCUUCUUUGAAUGUCCACAAGUUCUAGUAUUAUGAGAGAGGGAGAAGAACUUUUCUCUAUCCACUUUCUCAAUGCCAUGCAUAAUUUUAUACACUUCUAUCAUGUCUCCUCUGACCCGCCUUUUCUCUAAACUAAAAAGCCCCAAAUGCUGCAACCUUUCCUCGUAAGGAAGUCGCUCCAUCCCCUUGAUCAUUCUGGUUGCCCUCUUCUGAACCUUUUCCAACUCUAGAAUAUCCUUUUUGAGAUGAGGCGACCAGAACUGUACACAGUAUU